Molecule: messenger RNA, 432 nt
Organism: Penicillium bovifimosum
Lineage: Eukaryota; Fungi; Ascomycota; Eurotiomycetes; Eurotiales; Aspergillaceae
Exons: 3
Coding region: 1-432 (143 amino acids)
Source: RefSeq, a predicted model, not a curated record
AUGGCGUGCCCCAGAUGCAAAGCGCAGAAGGAGCGGUGCACCCACCUCAACGAACCUGCAGCUGCACCAACCCCGGCUGCCAUGCCUGCCCUGCCUGCCACCCCCCUUCGCACUCCUUUGAGCCGCAAGGCAAAGAACACCAACGCCGCUGCCAAGGAGCCGAGCCCUGUUCCCGACAACGAGGCCGCCCCUUCCGACGCUGAGAAGAAGGGAGCCGCUGCGGCCACCCGUCGCCCCCGUGGCACCAUGGAGGCGGCGUGUGCGCUCUCCAUUCACACCACCUUCAUCAAGGAGGUGCAGAGAACUCUCGACGACUUUGAGGAGAAGGUCGCCGCGACGAAUGAAGCCUGCGUGGCGAUGAGGGCCUCUGCUGACGCCGUUCAGCAGACCGUGGACACUUGGGUGACCGCUUGGACGGCUAGAGGCCAGUAG